Molecule: messenger RNA, 1746 nt
Organism: Morchella importuna
Lineage: Eukaryota; Fungi; Ascomycota; Pezizomycetes; Pezizales; Morchellaceae
Exons: 10
Coding region: 1-1746 (581 amino acids)
Biological process (GO): mitochondrial translation
Cellular component (GO): mitochondrion
Source: RefSeq, a predicted model, not a curated record
AUGGACGACUCAUAUAAUCAACAAGGAUGGACCGGAAGAGACAUUGUUAUCCGCGACAAGAUAUUCAACACCGCCGUAGAGGUUUUUAAGCGUCAUGGAGGUGUGCGAAUGGAUACUCCUUAUGUCGCGUCGCAAGAGAUUUCUCGUCACAAUUUGAGUCCCGAGGCUUUACACUUGCGUGCGCGCGUCCGUCUUUUAGAGUCUAUAGAACGCUGGCUUCUAAAGAACCCAGAGGUUAAAUCUACAAAGCGCUACAUGAUCAUGAGGGACUGUAUUCAGCGGAUUCCUUGCUCUGAUUGGGACGGUAUCGAUCCGUCCGACGGCCCCGAGGAUCCUGUAUGCAACUUCAGUAUUGUCGGUGUACACGACGAUAUUCUUCCCGACGCCGAAAUCUUAGGGACCUUAGCAGAAAUAUUGAGCAAAUUAGAUAUAAACGAUUAUAAGAUAAGAAUUAACCAUCGGAAGAUUGCUGACGGAAUAUUCGAGAGUUGUGGGGUGUCUAAGGAUGCGUCUGCAUCAAUUCGGUUUGCUAUUUCACUGUUGCGGCUAAAGAAGGAGUUCCAAUCGGAUGAUGAUUUCCAGAUAGAACUGGAAAAGCUACUAUCACCGGAGACUGCCCGUAUUCUGUCACAAUACUUAUCUAGAAAAGGGGGGAGGCAUCUUCAGUAUGAUUUGUUACUUGAGGAGGAUUUGACUGUCAAUGAGACCUUCUCAAGUGGGCUCCGUGAAAUGGGACUCCUUUUUUAUUAUCUUGAGAUGUUUGGUGUAAUGGAUAGGAUUGACUUUGAUCUUUCUUAUACCCCACUCGCAGGGAUUGGAGUGGUAUUCAUGGUCGUAGCACCAAAUCCAUCUUUAGAAUCGUCACCAUCUCAAAUAACUAAACCCACCGGAGAUCUCGAGGGUAGUAUCUGUCUAGCAACCGGUAGUCGAAAUAAUUUUAGAAGGGAAAAGGAAAUACAAGUCGUUUCCUUCUCACUUGAUGUGAACAAAACUUUUGAUAUCAUCAAAAAGAAACUAUCGACAUCAUCCCGGAAGGAGAUACGGGAGAGCGAAACCGAGGUGUAUGUUAUGUCUUUCGGAGACGGGCUACUAAGAGAGCGGAUUCAAGUUUGCAAAAAACUUUGGGGCGCAGGUUUUAAGGCUGAAUUUUCGUAUCAAAAAAAACCAGAACUCUCGCACCAAAUGACAACCGCGAGAGAAAGUGGUAUUCCCUUUGCAGUAAUACUCAGCGAACAGCUCCUGCAACAGCAAAAAGUCAAAGUCCUGGAUUUGAGUCUCCGCGAGAGCCACAUAGAGAAAACGGGGGUAGAUGUAAAUCUUCUGGACCUUGCCACAGAAAUCAAACAGAGACUUGAAGAUAAGCAGGAUGAGAAAGAGGAUGAUGGAGAGGGAGACACGGAUAGUGAAUCUACUGAAGAUAUUGACAGUGGUGCUGCUAGUGGCGGAGAGAGGUUUCACGAAAACGUGAAAAAGGUUAAACUUGAGGGUGGGACCGUGGAUAUGGAGGGCAUUGAGAUCGAGAUGGAUUUUGCCAAGAUUACGUCAAAGGGCGCUCAGAUUGAGAGUUACAUGGAACUCAUAACUAGAAUGAAAAGUGUCGUUUGCGCGAGUUGUAUUUGUAAAAUAAACAAAUUGAGAGAAAUUUACUGUUUAACGCAUAAUCAUAAAGAUUCUAAAAAUUUGUGUUUCGUUCAUGAGCUGAAUCCUGAAAAGAUUCCUCCUCGAUUCCUCCUCCCUUUUCAAUAG